AAGCCGGAAAAUAAGCAGAACAGAGUCGGGAUUAUAACCAGGAAUACAAUAGAUAAAUUGGAAAGAUUAAGAAUGCACACGUCCAUUGUAUGCACAAUAUUGGUCGCUGUCCUGGCGGUUGGUUGCCUGGAAGUGUCAGCGUCAGAGAAUGUAAACAACAGCUCCCAAUUUAUUGCCACUUAUGAAUGGCAAGUGGUGCCCGAAGGUCAGGGCAUACCCAAGGGACUCCACGUCCGCAUCAAUCUGCAGACGGGCGUUAAGGAAGCCAAAUUACUAGAUACAAACGAACGUGACACUGCGCUGCAAAGUCAAACCGACGACAACGCUUCAGGAUCGGCAAAUGAUCUGCCGCUGUCCUUGGAACACAAGGCGGACAUAAUUGAGGAGUCGGUGCGCAAGGUGAAGGAACAUCGCAGCUAUGCAGAGCUACGCAAAGCAUACAAAGAUUUUAAAAAGAACUUUCGCACCGAUGGCGAACUGAUCGUCCAGAUCCUGGAACAAUAUCGCAACUUCAGCAAAACAUCCGUGGAGUCGGAGCUGAAGCCCAAACUAAAUUCGCUAGAGAAUCUUGAGUACCUACUGCAUCAGAUUGACAAUGCUCUGGUUUUCAUUGACAAAGGCGGCCUGGACGAUGUCCUGUUGCCCAUUGUGGUCAACGAUACCAACACUGAUAUGCGCGCUUCCGCAAUGCGCGUUCUCGGCGCCCUAACUGGAAACAAUCCCCAGGCGCAAGUUAAAGUAUUUGAACGCAAUUUCGGUUCACAUCUCGCACAAAUCCUGAUGACGUCGACUAACAGCGCCGAAGUCUCCUCGGCACUACAUGCAUUUGGCGCACUUUUGCGCAAGUUUCCAUUGGCUCAGCAGCGCAUCCUAUCUACCUCGGGUACACAGGCUCUGAUUAGUGUGCUGCGGAGCACCGACAUCGAACUGCGCAAUAAGGGCAAAGUGAUGACUUUGAUAAGUGAUUUGAUGUUGGAGAAGCGUUAUGCGCUCGAGGGAAGCAGAGACUCAUCGGAUGCAACCUCAAGUGUGGCACAAUAUGGGCUUCUAGAGCUUGAGUCCUGGCUGCAAGCGCAUAGUUAUUGUCCCACUCUAGAGGCAGUGCUCAGCAAAGAUUAUGUGCAGUUACUGGAACAACCUGAAGUUGUGGAGCAGUUCAUAGUCGGGUUGGAGAGCACUGACAGUCUGUGCCAACCCCUCUGGGCGCAAAGCGGUGCUUUGCGGCAUGCGUUGCUCACCGUGCGGAACAGAUUCUCUCACAGCCAGGAUGAGUAUAGAUUGGAGGUGUCACAGGCUCUGGCGAGGCUCUGUGUGCGUUUCUAUGACAAGCACAGUCACACAGAGCUAUAAAACUGCAUUUGAGAAUUAGCCUAACCACUAUUUAUGUAGAUCCCUUAAAGUGAUGAACUGAAUGUUACAAAUAAGAAUUCGGUACCAAUUUAAGCCAAACUCUUAUAAUGAGACGCACUUUGAAAGUGCCAAAACACUUUAAAUAAAUUUGUAAUUAAUUGCAUGUAAUUACACUUAUGUGAUU
Molecule: messenger RNA, 1534 nt
Organism: Drosophila grimshawi
Lineage: Eukaryota; Metazoa; Arthropoda; Insecta; Diptera; Drosophilidae
Gene: Sil1
Product: nucleotide exchange factor Sil1
Exons: 2
Coding region: 73-1350 (425 amino acids)
Source: RefSeq, a predicted model, not a curated record